AUGGUCGCGCUCAGUGGAGAACAGUUUUCAUAUACGAUGUCUCGAGACAUCGUUUUUCGAUCACCUUCGCCCAGUAGAGAACAAUUUUCGCCCGCGAUGUCUCCAGACACGAUUCUUCGAUCACCGCUCGAUCGGAGGCAACCGCUCCUUGCCUCCACCUCAAAAUCAUCCGACCAAAACAACUCCCUCAGUUUCGCGGAGGCAGCCGGCGUGACAACCGCCGGCUGCGCCGCCGUAUGCUGCUGCCUACCCGUGGGAGCGGUGGCAAUUAUAUUCCUGAUGGUUUACAAAGUGCCUGCAAGGCUGUGCCGGAGAGCCUUGAGAAUGAAGAGACGGAGGAGAUUGCUCAAGAGAGCGGUGUCGUGGCACGGUGGAAGAAGUUGCGAGUGCGGAUUUUUCGACGAGGUGCAUACGAUGAGCUGCGGAUCCGAUCAGGAAUGGUAUGGAUCGCCGGUGGAAAUGGAUAAAGAAGUGAUGGAAUUGGAGAAGGAAAUGUGGGAUAAGUUUUAUGGGACUGGGUUUUGGAGAAGCCUCUCUCAAAGGGAAGGCAGAUGA
Molecule: messenger RNA, 555 nt
Organism: Daucus carota subsp. sativus
Lineage: Eukaryota; Viridiplantae; Streptophyta; Magnoliopsida; Apiales; Apiaceae
Exons: 1
Coding region: 1-555 (184 amino acids)
Source: RefSeq, a predicted model, not a curated record